CCUGGGGCUACAUCUGCUGAGGGCCUCUGCACAGCUGCAUGAUUAGGUGAGCAUCCCCAGUGGGGCUAGACUCAUCCUUGUGUUUUGAAACAUGCAUCCUUUUGCCUUCCUGACUGCACUUUGCUUGGGAAUAGUUUCAGCUACUAUAGAGCUUGAUCAAAGUUUAGAUGAACAGUGGAUCCAGUGGAAGGAGACACAUGGGAAGGAAUAUGGCAUGGUUGAAGAAUGCAGAAGAGCCGUGUGGGAGAAGAAUAUGAAAAUGAUUAUACAGCACAAUCAGGAAUACUAUCAAGGGAAACACCGCUUUUUGAUGGCAAUGAAUGGCUUUGGUGACAUGACCAAUGAAGAAUUCAGGCACAUGAUGAUUGGUCUUAAAACGCAGAAGAGUGAGAAUGGGGAAGUGCUUAAAGUCCCCUUCUGUGCUGGCACCUCUGUACCUGUCGAGAGAAAACAGACGUCCACUGUAAGUCCUGGUCGGUGUGCUUCUGGCUGGGCUUUUAGUGCAGCUGGUGCCCUUGAAGUACAGAUGUUCCGGAAAACUGGCAAACGUGUUUCCUUGAGUGUGCAGAACCUCCUGGACUGCUCUUGGCCUCAAGGCAAUGAGGGCUGCAAUGGUGGUCUAAUGAGUAAUGCCUUCCAGUAUGUUAAGGACAACGGAGGCCUGGACACAGAGGAAUCCUAUCCAUAUGUUGCAAGAGAUGGACCCUGCAAAUACAGGCCUGAGCAUUCUGCUGCCAAUAUCACUGCCUUUCACACAAUCCCUCAGCGGGAGAAGAUCCUUAUGAUGAUACUACGAAAGGUGGGGCCCGUCUCUGCGACUAUUGAUGCAAGCCUGGAUACCUUCCGGUUCUAUAAACGAGGCAUUUAUUACGAUCCAAAGUGCAGCAGUGAAGACCUGAAUCACGGUGUUCUGGUGGUUGGCUAUGGCUUUCAAGGAAAAGAAUCCGAUAACCAAAAAUAUUGGUUUGUCAAGAACAGCUGGGGCACUGACUGGGGCAUGGAUGGCUACAUAAAAAUGGCCAAAGACCGGGACAACCACUGUGGAAUCACCACCAAGGCCAGCUUUCCUAUCGUGUGAGACGAUGGUGAUGAAGAAGGCCUUGACUGGCAACAGAAUAUCCAGGAAAUGGAUUUUAUUGUAGAGUUGAUCACAUCUUAUUGUGGGG
Messenger RNA from Neofelis nebulosa (Clouded leopard), 1166 nucleotides. Its product is annotated as procathepsin L-like. The transcript is spliced from 8 exons. The record is from RefSeq and is a predicted model, not a curated record. Gene Ontology annotation, cellular component: lysosome. Gene Ontology annotation, molecular function: cysteine-type endopeptidase activity. Gene Ontology annotation, biological process: immune response. NCBI's taxonomy places the organism in Eukaryota, Metazoa, Chordata, Mammalia, Carnivora, Felidae. The coding region runs from base 92 to 1078 and encodes 328 amino acids.